Cataglyphis hispanica is the source of this 3186-nucleotide messenger RNA. It is a transcript of the gene myd, whose product is annotated as 45 kDa calcium-binding protein. NCBI's taxonomy places the organism in Eukaryota, Metazoa, Arthropoda, Insecta, Hymenoptera, Formicidae. Gene Ontology annotation, biological process: calcium-ion regulated exocytosis. Gene Ontology annotation, cellular component: endoplasmic reticulum. Gene Ontology annotation, molecular function: calcium ion binding. The transcript has 5 exons. Bases 566 to 1684 code for a protein of 372 amino acids. The record is from RefSeq and is a predicted model, not a curated record.
GAGCGUGCGGCUCGUCUGGCAACAUGCGGCUGUCUCUUCUAGUAGUCGAAAUCGCCUGUCUGCAUUCGAUGAAGAGUUCGUAGAGAGCACGUAGUGAUUUGUUGACAGAUUGACUAUCACCCAUUGACAGUUGCGACUAUCAAUUUUCUCCGAAUUUCACGUACAAUGAUGCGAUCGAUUCGGUCGUGCUUCAUCGAAUUAGUGCAAGUUGGUGCGUAAAGCGUCUCAUGUUGAAAGCUCUGGACGAUUAAAGAAAUUGAUAAUUUAUCAAAAAUAUAUUUAUAUUCUUUAAUUGUGCGACUGUGCUGAUUUUGAAUUAAUUUUCGUCAUAAAAUAUGAGGAUUUACGUUGUAUAUCAUUAUUCGAGGAGUGAAUAGUCUUGUCGAUGAUCGGAGAAUGUUAUGUGUUAAAUUAUGUAGGUGUAAUUAUGACAGACAGACGAUAAGGCGAUUCUGUUGCAUGGAGAGUCGGGAAGAUUGGAAACUUGGUUAUCCGAGACUUACAAGAGAACGAAGCGGGAGUUAGAAAGUGGUUUGGAUCAUCGUGUACAUAUUACUCGGUCACGAUGUACCUGUCUCAUUUUGUACGAAGGAUGACCUGCAAGCAGGAGUUAACUUGCUUGCGAUUUCUGCGUUGGACUGUCCUAGUGCCGCUCGUAAUCUACAUCUCACUCCUAUUUGUCAAGUACAAUAAAAGCGUGCCUCUGAAAAGUCUAUCGCGCGACAAGGACAGAGAUGGUUCCGUGAUGGACAGCUUGUUCCUCGAACUGCAAACCGUGACAGUUGACAAAAAGAAUUUGGCAGAAUACAAGAACAUAGAAAUCGAUCGUGGGGAUGACGAGGGGGGCAUACAAGCGAUUGCGGAGGCGGAAAAUCGCAAGAAUCCGAGAAAUCUCCUAGAAGACAUCUUUCGCAAAGCUGAUACUGACGAGAACCAAUUGCUGGAUAUACAGGAAUUGGCGAAGUGGAUUCACGCAAAAAUCACCGAGCACAUCACGCGCGCUAUGCGAGAGAAUGUUGGAUUGUUCACUGCUAUCGACACUAAUCUUAGAGAUGGUGAAGUCUCGUGGGAAGAAUAUCACGCUUAUUUUCUAAGAACUCAUGGUUUCUCUGAGACCUAUAUAAAUUCCCAUGACAAAAAACACAGCGAAUUAUCGCGAACAUUGAAGGAGAGCAUAAUGAGGGAUAGAGCUCGAUGGGCUGAAGCUGCUAGAAACGAUCCCGACAGAUUGGGUCUGGACGAAUUUCUGGCUUUCACGCACCCCGAGAGCAGUCACAGGGCUCUUCUUCAAAUGGUGGAGGAUCUCUUUGAAAAAUUCGAUCGAGACGGUGAUGAACAGUUAACGGAGGACGAGUUCUCGGAUUUGCCAGCGGAAGGAGUCGGCCUAGAUUUACGCGAGGAACGACAGCAAUCGAUAGGAGGAAGCGAAGACAGGCGUAAAGAGUUUCGACAUCUGAUUGACAAGAAUAAAAACGGGAAAGCCGAUCGAACCGAGCUUUUGAUGUACAUCGAUCCACGAAAUCCCAGACAUGCUAUUCAAGAGGCCCAACACUUAAUUACCUUAUCGGAUAUGAAUUUAGACGGCAAGCUAGAUCUUCCGGAGAUCCUGAGCAAAAUGGACUUAUUUCUCGAUAGCAAGAUGGUAGACACAGAGAAAAGUUUCCACGACGAAUUUCGACGAUAGUUUCCGUAUGAGAAGGAAUAUAUAGUUAUAAAAUUGGAAAAGAACAUUUAUAUAUUGUAUUCUCAUUCUCUCAAAAGAAGAUUUCUGAUAAGUGAACAAAUAAUUCUUUGUAACAUCAGGUAGACGCUACUAAAAACUUUGAUAUAGAUAUUUUUAAAUAUCUUAGAAGAAGAUUUUUUCGAUAUUCAUAUACUGAAUAGACAAUAUGAUUUUUCGAUCCAUGAUCAGCAAUGGAUUAGACCAAUACAAUUAUCGAUACAUGCAGGGUAUUUACUAGCAAUUUCUAUGGACUCUUUUUUUAUAAACGCUAAUCGAUUUAUUGCGCAAACGAAAAUUAUAGGCUUUUAGAACGCAUCUGUGAUAGUCUUACGACGUAGAAAACUUUUUAAUAGGCACAAUUGUUAUAAUUAUUAGUACUUCUAUUAUAGUAAUAGAUUUUAAUACAUUAAUUCACGAUAGCUAUGAUAUAACACAAUCAGAUCGUUUACAGGGUUAAAAUUAUAUAUAUCGAUAAUUAUACUUGCCAAUUGGUCGGUUGUGAAACGGAUGAGGGGUUGCAAAUCCGUCCUUUCGUAGAUUUCUUAGUUUUCUUGUAUGUAAUUUCCUCCUGAAUUAUUUAGGAGAGAUUAUUAGAGAUUUGCAGAAAAAGAAUUCUCUCUUUCAAUGUAUUAAUCUAAAAAAGUCGCACAAAAAAUAUUAUAUUAAUAUUAUGAUAAUAUAUAUUACUGUGCGGUGUUAAUAUAACUAUUAUAACUAAUUUGUGAUAUUAAUUGAAAUAAUUUAUAUAUACAUAUACACAUAUACAUAUGUAUAUGUAUGUUUUAAACCGCGUAUGUUUUUUUUUUCACCAAUGAAGCGGCAUUUGUAUUCAAUAAAUUGUGCGGUGUGCAAAGAAUAAAAACAGUCAUUCGUUCUUGCUCCGUUGGUGAAAACGCGGUUUUAUAUGUGUCAUAACAAUAAUAUAAUAUUGCAAUAUUAAUAUAAUAUUUUAUAUAAGGUUUUUUGUGAAGGCAAAAAGAAGCUGCAAUUAGUUGACAAAAUAAAAAAAUAAAAAAUACCUUGGUAGUGUAUUAAAAAUAUUUCAAUUAAAAAAUGAAAUAAAUAACAUGCUCGCUCGACAAAGGCCUUUGGAGAAAAUAAAAUUUGUUGCUCACCUGAAAUGUAUGAAUCUCUGAAUAAUGGCUUAAUAGCAUUUUAAAAUAAAAUUUUAUUGCCUACAUUUUUUCAAGAACACAGAGAUCAAUGUUUCUUUAUAAAAAAUUUUUUAUGCUAGCGCAUUUUUCUAUAUAAUAAUCUGACACAAUAAAAUCUGUUUAGAAACCAAUCUCUCGUAUCGUCCUCUUUUAUUUGCAUUUCGAUAGUUGGAAUAUAAUGCACUUGUUAAUGUAUCUCUUAAAAAUAUUUUCCGUCGUACAUUUUGAUACCGAUACAUUUUAUAACUUUUAUAAAAAGAUUUAUGAAAAAAUACUAUAAAAAAUUAUAAAACUUAUACAUUAUAAAAA